Messenger RNA from Cynoglossus semilaevis (tongue sole), 7120 nucleotides. It is a transcript of the gene tmem132e, whose product is annotated as transmembrane protein 132E. The transcript has 9 exons. NCBI's taxonomy places the organism in Eukaryota, Metazoa, Chordata, Actinopteri, Pleuronectiformes, Cynoglossidae. Bases 1216 to 4500 code for a protein of 1094 amino acids. The record is from RefSeq and is a predicted model, not a curated record.
CCAUUAUUACACAUUUCAUUCUUAAUUUUAAUCAACGGUUUUAGUUUCCCUUAUUUUGAAAUGGCUGACCGGAACUUGGUGUUUAACCGCUGCUGGAGCUUCACCAGCUCCAUCUGCGCUUGACUGUGUUAUAAGGUGAGCACAUUUUAGUUUGGAGCGGACUGUGAAAACCCAAGACUGGAACCAGAGGGGGUCUCAGGUGGAGACUCGAGUCCUAAUUAUCUGCGCACCUGCGCGUUCACGGCAGAGGCGCAGACACAUGUGGGAUCAAUUUACCCCUGAUUACUGAGCCACAGAGAGGAAGGAGAGAGGAGUUUGAGUGACUUGGCUGCGCGUCAGGCUCUGGAGAUGCUGCUGCUCUAAUGUGUUAAAGUAAAACCAGUGGAGAGGCAUUCAAGUCAAUUCGUUAUUUCCUCUUCCUUUUUUUUUCCCGCUGCGCGUUUUUUUUCCCGCUGCGAUACCCUUCACGGCUGAGGGACCGACGCGGCUGCGGCUGAACCACCACCGGUCAUCUUUGGAAUGUUUCUUCUCCUCCUCAUCCAUCCAUCCUCCUCCUCCUCCUCCUCUCAGCUCCUCUCUCCUUAAAUACAUCCACAGAAGUCGUUGCCAGCCGAGACACAGCGGCGGUGCGGAACCGCCGGGCGCGUUUGUCUUCGCCGCUCCACCGCUGCUUUGCGCAAGGAAUUCCGUCCGUGAAUUUCGGACACAUCGCACAGUGUCUCACCCAGACUUCCCAAAUCCUGCCACACACUCCCCAGGGAAGUGGUGCAGCUGGCGGUGUUCGCUGUUGGCGUUGGAGACGCAGCAUUCCUGUGUUUGUCUCCGGCCAGGUUGACGCGCGUCAUCCUCCACUAAUGUCCACUGAUUUACGGCUUCCGCGCAUGGACUUGGAUCAAGCUGAGGAGCAGCUGUGUGACUUCCCCUCGACACUCGUGUAACUUUCUUCUCCUGUGUAAAUGGGAAGGUGACACUGUGUGAUUUUCUUUUUUUGGGGGGGGCGGGAGGUUGGAGAAGACACAUCGCAGGGACUGUGGAUGGACUAUUGAGGACAAUCUGAGGGACACGCACAGAUUCCUAUCUCUCUGUUGCGCAUUAUCCAACUUCAGCUUUCAGGGAGAAGCUGCAACAGCGUCGCGUUGGAAGGAAAAGCUUUGGAAGAUUUUACUCCUCUAUCCAACAACUGGGAUUUAACGCCUGCCAUCUGGGAUUUCUACCAUGUCAAGUGCACGGGAUUUCAAGUGGAGCCUGGUCAUCUGUGUGGCGGCGCUCUCAUAUGCCCUGGCAGGUAAAAUCUUUCCCACCAGCUCCGAUCUCCUCCUCAGCUCCUCAGCGAUGACGUCCAGUCCGUCACCUCCUAACCUCUACCUCCCUGCCAACUUCAAGAUGUCCAACGCCCAGCUGGCCUUCUUCCUGAGGGAAGUCCAGAUGACAGGACAGACAGUUGGUGGUGGUGGUCGGAGCAGUGGCGGCGGCGGUGGUGUCUCCAGCUCCUCUGGACAUCCUCUGCAGCGAGCUGAGAGUUUUGUGGUUUUCCAAACUAAAGACCUCCCUGCCAUCAACAUCAGCUUUGGGCCUUAUGCCCGGGACCAGGCUCUGUCCAAAGAGCUGCUUCAGCCGGCGAGUCCGCUGGAUAUUCCUGGACAGCUGACAGUGAACUGGAAGGUGCGGGCCUUCAUCGUCCAGGCCCGGGUCUUCUCCAACAACCCCACGCUGCAGGUGUUCUUCUACAUUGCCGGUCGGGAUUGGGACGACUUUAAGGCUCAGGACAAGCUCCCCUGCGUCCGUUUGCAUGCCUUCAGGGACGUCCGUGAAAUUAAAACCUCCUGUCGUAUGAAAGGGAACUUGGCGCAGUGUUUGGCUCAGCUGGACCUGCCUCCAUCCUGGUUUAACACCAACGUGGCUCCGUUGGGCCGCAGGAAGGGCUCAGGUGACGGGAUGUUGGAUGGAUUAACCAGCGAGACAUUACAGGCUGAGCUUUACUACACCCUCCAUGAGCCGAACCUGGAAGGAGAGUGCAGUGAUGGGUUAGGUUUCAGAGGAGGUGGAGGUUCUUCCAGGGGAGAACCUCUGUCACAGCACCCCCUGCUGCGCAUCGGCAGCAUCAGCCUGUACCAGGCCAACCAGGAGCAGUUGCUGGUGGACAAGCAGCUGGACAAGAACAUGUUCCUCAGGCUGCCUGAGAAACCUCUCAAACCUGGGGAGACGUUGAAGAUCUCUCUGUACCUGAUGCCCAACUCCAGCGUGGAGUACUUCAGCCUCAAGGUCAAAGCAAAGAAAGGGGUGAACCUGCUGCAGACCAAGUCCAAGAACGCUCAGUGGAAGGUGGACUGGGAGGUCCAGUCUGGAGCCAAACACUCCAUCACUACCAUCGAGGUGAACAAGAACAAAGGCGUCAAAGCAGGAGACGUUUUGAGCAACGUGGAGGUGAUGCAGUUGGAUUUUGAGAUGGAGAACUUCACCAGCCUCUCAGUGACCAGGAGAAUCAACUGGAACAUCGACUACAAGAACCAGAACCCGUCCCCUGAGUCAGAGAAGGUGGUGACGGAGUUGACUGUGGUGCAGCGGGACAUUCAGGCCAUUAUUCCUCUGGCCAUGGACACUGAGAUCAUCAACACUGCCAUCCUGACCGGACGCACCGUGGCCAUUCCUGUGAAGAUGGUGUCCAUAGAGAUGAACGGAGCCGUGACCGACGUCUCUGCCUCGGUGCAGUGCAAGUCGUCCAAUGAAGACAUUGUUAAGGUUUCCAUGAAUUGUGACUAUGUCUUCGUGAACGGGAAGGAGACGCGGGGCUCCAUGAAUGCCAGAGUCAUCUUCAGCUACGAGCACCUAAGCACACCACUGGAGCUGACGGUGUGGGUGCCUAAACUACCCCUGCAGGUGGAGCUGUCCGACUACAACCUUAGCUUCAUCAAAGGCUGGAGGGUUCCAAUUCUGCCCGACAGAAGGAGCACUAGGGACAGCGAUGCAGACGAGGAUGACGACGACCGGCGGGUGAGUCGAGGCUGCACCCUGCAGUACCAGAGAGCACUGGUCAAAGUUCUGACCCAGUUCCACACCACCUCCACUGAGGGAACCGACCAGGUUAUCACCAUGCUGGGGCCCGACUGGCAGGUGGACGUCACAGAUCUGGUCCAGGAUUCCCUGAAGGUGGCCGACCCUCGGAUCGCAGAGCUGGUGGACAGGACCAUCCUGGUGGGAUUGGAGCUGGGGUCCACUGCGCUGAAGGUGGAGUCUCCGCUGGCCGUGGAAGCUGUCCUUGGAGAGUCGGCCUUCUCAGUCACAGAUGAAAAAGUUUCCAUCACAGAGAUGCGAGUCCAUGCCGUCUCAGGUCUGACUCUGUCUCUGCAGCCCAGCCCAGGAAACAGUCACACCAUGGUGGCCAAAGCCACUGGUCUGCAGACACUCACAGCGCCUAAACAGGAAGCAACUUUUUCCAUUUGGAUGCUUUUCAGCGACAACACCGCGGCCACACUGAUGUAUUACGACCCCAAAGACUACAACUUCAACGCCUCCACGCUAGAUGACAAGGUGGUGUCCAUAUCCCAGGAGCCUCAGCAACGCUGGCCUGUGGUGGUGGCAGAAGGCGAGGGCUCUGGAGAGUUGGUACGAGUAGAAAUGACAAUCUGUGAGGCCUGCCAGAAGACCAAACGCAAGAGCGUCAUCGCCUCUGCUGCGGUGUCUGUCAAAGUUCGCUUCGGCCCUGAGGAAGAUUCAGAGGAGGAGGCGACCACUGAAGGCGAGAUUGAGCUAAUACCUGUCACCAGGCGUCCGUACCUUGAUCCGAGCUACAAUGGAAGAGUUUACGACACUUCCAACGAGCAGCCUGCCAGCGUUCCCAUUGAUUACACCAACUUUCCCACAAUAAGCAAUCAAGAGCAGCCAACUGAGAGCGAUGCGGAAGAGGAAGAAGAAGAUGACGACUUUGUACAUUCACGUCGCAACAUGACCGACUUGGAGAUUGGCAUGUACGCUCUGCUGGGAGUCUUCUGCUUGGCCAUUUUGGUCUUUCUCAUUAACUGUAUUGUUUUUGUGCUCAAGUACCGUCACAAGCGGAUCCCCCCAGAGGGUCAGGCCAACAUGGACCACUCACCCCACUGGGUGUUCCUGGGGAACGGGGAGCCGCUGAGGGCUCAGUGCGAUCUGUCCCCGCAGCAGAUGGAAAGCCCCGGUAACCCUCUGGAGACUGUACAGACUUGUUGUCAUGGAGACCACCACAGCAGUGGCAGUUCCCAGACCAGUGUGCAGAGCCAGGUGCACGGGCGUGGAGAUGGCAGCUCAGGUGGCUCCACAAAGGAGAAUGGCGAUGAUGCAAGCUCACCCACCUCCAAGCGCAAGAGAGUGAAGUUUACCACUUUUACCACCCUGCCCACAGAAGAGCUGCCCUACAACUCCAUCCCCAUCGCAGACGAGGAGGACAUUCAGUGGGUUUGCCAGGAUAUGGGCUUUCAAGACCCCGAGGAACUACACGACUACAUGCGCAGAAUAAAAGAAAUAGCCUGAGCUGGGCGGCCUUGGCUUUCUUAAGACACCCUCCUUUCUAUUUUCCCUCUUUUUCACCUGUGUGAAAUGAUUUUUCACAAACUUAAAAGGCAAACUCUCGUUUUGGUCAAGGUUGGUCCCAUUUAGUUAGUUGAGUUCAUAUGAUGUUCACGUAGGAAGAGGACACAGGAAGCCAAAGACUAAACCGGAGGAUAUAGAUCACUGAAUGAUACUGUAAAUUUUAGCUCCAGGAAAUACGUCACAAUUGAGAACUGCACCUUGGAAAUGUGCAAAUCUGAUUUAAGGAAAAGCCUCACAUGGACAUGUGGAGCUCGGCAGGUGUUUGGCUCUGGACGUCUCUUUGGCUCACUGGCACACUGCAGUUCUUUACUGUAGCUAUGCCAAACUAAGAGGCCUUUGAUGAACAAUAACAGAAAACAUUGAAAGAUUCUUGUGGGAAAUUAAAAAGAAAAAAGUUAUGUUACAAAAAAUAAUUUUUGUUUUUGCCAAAGUAGAAAAGUUGUUCUUUUUUUUUUGGCAAAACCCUUUCAUUGUUGUUGUUCUUGGUGCAGCACACUCAUGAUUUGUACCCAUUCCAAACGUUUGUCCACAUUUCACCCAUCGUCCACAAGCAGUGCCCGCCAACUCAGUCCUGCCCCCUUCUGGUCCUGUUCCCUAUCCAAUCAAAUGCCUUAUCAAAAAUGGUCAGAGUUCACUUUAUCAGAUUGUUGUGUUCCUCACUUUUUGUCUUGAAUCAGUCGGUACGUUUACAUGCAUGUUUGGGUUGAGGUACCUGUUAGUUUAACUGAGUUAUCUUUAGUUGGGUUACGCCCUGGUCCAUGGUCUCCUGGUCUCAUUACUGUAAGUCCUCUGUUGUCCUGCUGGAGCGGGUUGAGUCUUGUUGACCUGUUGGUACAUCUUGCUUUGUUUUGCUUUCCCUGCUGGUUUAUAUAAUUUGGACAGAUAUGGACCGCUGCUGAACUGCAAGCAGUGCAUUAACUGUCACUGGGCCAAAACAACUUUGCCACCGGCCCAAUUGAUGUUGGCAGCAUGAGAACAAAGUGAUUAUUACCCUGAGUGUUCACUGGGGAAGUUAUGUGGGCUACUAAUUGCUGCCAAUGGUUCUGCAAGAACAUGGGCGUUGGGCUUGGCCCAUAAAUCCAUGAAUGACUCGUUUUUCUACAUAGAGCGUUCAAGUCCUUGGUGGGCAGAGGCAGACGACCGAUUGGCUGAGGAAAUGUUGGUUGUGACACUAGGCCAUAGCAUAUUUGGUAUCCUGGUAUUACGGAAACUAGGCAAAGACAAAUACUGCUGAAAGGUCAUAAAAGAACAUGGACAGAACAAUGGAUGUCCAGUUCUAUACCAAGCUUUUGCAGGUCCCUACAGGCAUGUGCCAUCUACUGGUUGGGUCUUGUUAAGUGCAGGCUUAGAGUUAUGGUUCACUGGCUAACUGAACCAGUGUUUGAAUGUUUUCCUACUGGAUUUCCUUUAUUUACCGAUGUUUGUUUACGACCCUCAGUGCAGGCUUAUGUAUUAGUUUGUGCCACAUGAUGGAGAUGAAUGCAGUGCCCUUGACUAACAACAACAAGGUCAUUGGUUCAACCCCCGUAGAUGCUGGUAUUUUGUGAAUGCAGUUUGCAGUUUUCUCCAGGUACUACUACAUUUUUCUUCCACAGUCAGUUAAAAGAAUAAAACAUUAUUGGGAUUUUUUUCUCUACAAACGGACCAUACUGUGAACUGGACUCCCUGUAUGAUGACUGCUGGGAUUGGCUCCAGCGCCCAACACAACUCUGGAAAAGAUUAAGCCAUAGAAGAUUGAUGGCAAAUACUUUAAUUCUAGGCUUUUCAGUUACGUCAUGUAAACGUAAUGAGUGUAGCUCUGACGUUGAGUACCACCACUCAUCUCCAGCAUGAGCCUCCAAGAGUCUGCAUGGCAGGGCAAUCUAGGGGCACAAUUAGCCUUUCUGGUUUUUGUUUUUUUUCCUUUCCCAAAAAAGAAAAAAAAAUGUAAAUGUUUGUACCGUAGGUAUUUAACCAUUCAUACACACCACAGAAGCAUGCCAUGUUAUCAGGCCUACACGCACACAUUCCUCUCUAGUGUAUUGUGUAUAUACAGUAUAUAUAUAUAAUCGUAUGAACGAGAGAAAGCGAGAGUCACCCAAGGUGUAAACUGCUGUUGUCCAAGCAGGAGGCUGCCGAGCUGAUGUGCUAAAUAUUUUACAGUGAGUGAGGAGGCGGGUCCUGAAAAAAGUGUUGCUUUUUUAACCGCCUAGUAUCACAUCUGAUUGUCAAACAUGAGGAUUUGCUUUGCCUCAGAACCCUGAAGGUGAGACAGGAAUAGCCUUUAUAUUCUCUUCUACAGUUGAAGCCGGGUCUGUUUUUUGGAGGAGUAAUGUUUUUGUACGGUCAGAAACAAGGAUGAUCAGAUUGAUUUUCCCUCAUCAUUUGAACAAUCAUGGUCAUUCCAUGUUGUCAUGCUGUUGUUUUUUCAUCACCGUGUGGUUUAGAAGUAUGAGUGGAAAACAGUGGUGCUGCAAAAGGUACAUGCAAAAUGCCCCCGGUGAGGCGAAAACGAAAGAUGGUCCAUUUGUGACAAUUUGGUCCCUUAAAAACUAUUGUGGCCCACAUUUGGUAAUUUUUA